AUGAAUAGUCAACAAAAUAAAUUACCACAACAACCACAACAACCACCAAGUUCAAUUGUUGACGACGAUAAUUGGAAAUCACAAUUAAAAUUACCACCAAGAGAUGAAAGAAGACAAACAGAAGAUGUUACAGCAACAGAAGGUAAUGAUUUUGAUGAUUUACAUUUGAAGAGAGAUUUACUUAGAGGUAUUUUUGAGAAAGGAUAUGUAAAGCCAUCACCAAUUCAAGAGAAGGCAAUUCCAAUUGCAUUAGCAGGUAGAGAUAUUAUGGCACGUGCAAAGAAUGGUACAGGUAAGACAGCAUCAUUUUUAAUUCCAGCAUUAGAGAAAACAGAUCCAACCAAGGAUGUCAUUCAAGUAUUGAUAUUGGUACCAACCAGAGAGUUGGCCUUACAAACCAGUCAAGUAUGUAAGGAGUUGGGUAAAUAUAUGAACGUUCAAGUUAUGGCAUCCACUGGUGGUACAUCUCUCAAGGAUGAUAUUAUGCGUUUGUAUAAUCCAGUACAUAUUUUAGUGGCCACUCCAGGAAGAGUUCUUGAUUUGGCUCAAAAGAAUGUUGCAAAUCUCUCCAAUUGUCACACAAUGAUCAUGGAUGAAGCCGAUAAACUAUUGUCACAAGAAUUCCAACCAUUGGUAGAACAAUUGAUCAAUUUCCUCCCACAACAACGUCAAAUCCUCUUGUUUUCUGCCACUUUUCCCGUCACUGUAAAGAGUUUCAAAGAACACUACCUUCAACAAGCCUUUGAAAUCAAUCUUAUGGAAGAGUUGACCUUGAAAGGUGUCACCCAAUAUUACGCCUUUGUCGAGGAACGUCAAAAGAUUCAUUGUCUCAAUACUCUCUUCUCAAAGUUACAAAUCAAUCAAUCCAUCAUCUUUUGUAACUCUGUCAAUCGUGUAGAGUUAUUGGCAAAGAAAAUCACUGAACUCGGUUACAGUUGUUUCUUUAUUCAUGCUAAAAUGGUUCAAGCUCAUCGUAAUCGUGUUUUCCAUGACUUUAGAAAUGGCGCUUGUCGUAAUCUCGUCUCCUCUGAUCUCUUCACUCGUGGUAUCGAUAUUCAAGACGUUAAUGUUGUCAUCAAUUUCGAUUUCCCAAAACAUUCUGAAACUUAUCUCCAUCGUAUUGGUCGUUCAGGUCGUUUCGGUCAUCUCGGUUUAGCCAUUAAUCUCAUCACCUAUGAAGAUCGUUUCUCACUCUACAAAAUUGAACAAGAAUUAGGUACUGAAAUUAAACCAAUUCCACCAGUUAUUGAUAAAUCUUUAUAUGCUGCUUAA
Molecule: messenger RNA, 1272 nt
Organism: Dictyostelium discoideum AX4
Lineage: Eukaryota; Evosea; Eumycetozoa; Dictyosteliales; Dictyosteliaceae
Gene: ddx6
Exons: 2
Coding region: 1-1272 (423 amino acids)
Cellular component (GO): cytoplasm; nucleus; P-body
Molecular function (GO): ATP hydrolysis activity; RNA helicase activity; ATP binding
Source: RefSeq, a predicted model, not a curated record